Octopus bimaculoides (California two-spot octopus) is the source of this 2165-nucleotide messenger RNA. RefSeq names its product periodic tryptophan protein 1 homolog. The record is from RefSeq and is a predicted model, not a curated record. NCBI's taxonomy places the organism in Eukaryota, Metazoa, Mollusca, Cephalopoda, Octopoda, Octopodidae. Gene Ontology annotation, biological process: rRNA processing. Gene Ontology annotation, cellular component: nucleus. Gene Ontology annotation, molecular function: protein binding.
GCGUAUUGCUGUCUUUACCUUUCAUCUUGCUCCUGACUACACGUGGUAAUUCGUCAACACUGAAAAAUAUUGCGUUGCUGCUAUGAGUGUCGUUCCGUGCCUUGCUUGGGUGAAGAGAGGUAUUGCUAAACGCAUACCUGAUAAAGUUGAGCUUGAAAAAGAAGAACUACGAAGAAUUAUUAGAGAAACAAGAGAAGAAAUUGAUGCCCUUGACAUCGAAGCUAAUGAAGAUAUAGAUAGCGACACUAGUGAUGAGGAGGAGAAAAAAGACAAAGAAGAGAAAGCAGAAGAGGAGGAACCCAAGCCAAGUUCCUCAGGACUUUCGCAGCAGAAACAAACCUCUGUUCCAGGCAAAAGGAAACAUGACGAGGAUCUUGUAGAUGAUGAUGAUGACGACAUUGUUGAGAAAUAUGGACUGGAAGAUUACGAUGAUGAAGAGUUCAAUUUCCACAGUGGUAUUGGUAAUCUGGUGUAUUUUGCUGACAAUAAGGAAGAUCCUUACAUCAAUGAUCAUGAUGAGCCUGACAGUGAUGAAGAAAAUGUGAUGAUAAAGCCAACAGACAACCUUAUCGCUGUUGCACGAACAAUAAAAGAUGCCAGCUUACUAGAAGUUUAUGUCUAUGAUGAACCGGACAGUAAUUUAUUUGUUCAUCAUGAUAUCAUACUGCCUUCUUUCCCACUGGCCGUAGAAUGGCUGGAUUAUGAUCCUAAUGAAGAAACAGGUAAUUAUGUAGCCCUUGGUUCCAUGAAUCCAACUAUUGAUAUUUGGGAUCUAGACUUGAUUGACAGUCUUGAGCCAGUUUUUACCCUUGGCACCAAUCAAAGUAAGAAGAAAAACAAAAAGAAAGGUUCUGUGCUGGGACAUUCUGAUGCAGUUCUAGAUUUAGCAUGGAAUCAAAACAGCAGAAAUGUUCUGGCCAGUGCAUCUGCUGAUUUUACUGUUGGUUUGUGGGACUUGACAGAGGCCAAAGCUGUAUCUUCCAUCAGAAAACAUGAAGAAAAAGUGCAGUGUGUGAAAUGGCAUCCUGCUGAACAACAGACCUUAUUAACUGGUUCUUUUGAUAGUACUGUACGAUUAUUUGACUGCCGGGAUGCUGGUUACAACCACAAGACUUGGUCAUUUUCUGGAUCAGAAAUAGAACGCGUUGUCUGGAACCAUUACAAUCCUUAUUUCUUUUAUGCCAGCACUGAUAAAGGGAAUGUCUACUACGUUGAUGUCCGUUAUGAUAAACCUAUCUAUACAAUAUCAGCACACACUGCUGCAGUUUCUGGGCUUAUCCUGAGUUCAGGUUUAGAGCACAUGCUUGUUACUUCUUCAUCUGACCAGACAGUCAAAGUAUGGGAUGUUAAAGACAAUGAGCCAAAACAUAUUGUCACCAAAGACUUGAAAUUGGGAGAAAUUAUGUGUGCAUUGCCAUGUCCAGAUUCACCAUUUGUCUUUGCUUUUGGUGGGCAAGGAAAUAUGAAAGUUUGGGACAUUCGCCAGAGUCCUGAGGGUAAGGAGAGUCAUUUGAUUUACUCGUGAAUGUUUCAGAUUGGUUUUUCUCAGCAUAUUUUACUUUGACUGAUCGUGAAAAAUCAACCAGCAUGGAGAAAACUGAUCGAGUCAUUCCAAAUUGCAUUGAUAAGAAAUUAUAAAACAGUAUUAAUAGUUAUCACCAAGCUAACAUGGCAGUCCAAGAAAAUAGGACGAAUGCUGUCAAAUGUAAUGUUUAUAUUGUUUUGGGUUAAUUGUGCGUUAUCUUGCAAUUUAGAGAUUUCAGUGAUGAGAUUGUUUAGUAUUAGAAUGACUUAGUAGGAUUGAGGUAAGAGGUCAGGGCUGGAUAUGGGCCAGUUUGAAUGCUAAAGGGUUAAUGAGGACAGCAGCCAGCUCCAGACAUACAUUGAGGGUGAUUCAAGACAAGAAUACUCUCAACCUGGUACGUGUGCAUAGUGAUGAGCCUGACAAAAUGGAAAGAGUUGGCAACUAAUCAGUUUUAGUGUGUGCAGUUCUUGUAGAGAAUUUGGUGCAGUAUUUCCAUUGAGUAAUCUUCUAAGGAAUAAAACAAGUUAAGGUAGAAAGUUAGCUGAAGAUCACAAAGGGAUUGUUUCAUCAGUAUGGAAUGCCUAAGUCCUGAUUGAAUAGCUUUAUCAAAGAUGUUCUUGCAACCAUGUUAAAAGUUACC